This is a messenger RNA of Daktulosphaira vitifoliae (grape phylloxera), 13281 nucleotides long. Its product is annotated as basement membrane-specific heparan sulfate proteoglycan core protein-like. Gene Ontology annotation, cellular component: axon; plasma membrane. Gene Ontology annotation, biological process: axon guidance; dendrite self-avoidance; homophilic cell-cell adhesion. The coding region runs from base 406 to 12717 and encodes 4103 amino acids. The record is from RefSeq and is a predicted model, not a curated record. Lineage: Eukaryota; Metazoa; Arthropoda; Insecta; Hemiptera; Phylloxeridae. The transcript is spliced from 72 exons. Gene Ontology annotation, molecular function: calcium ion binding; cell-cell adhesion mediator activity.
GUACGGAGUCACAUGCUGAGCCGCCGGCAGUCAGCCCCACGAUCACGGACCGGCAACAGACGGGCCGAAGCUUCAACCGUUGAGCGGGUGCCGCGUGUAUAAACGUGCGCGUGUAGUGUAUGUGCUCACUGUAGUUAAAUUUUUUCAUUUUAACUUUUACCUUUUGACUCUAUUAGUGUUGUAUUAGUUCGACACGUGUUUUAAUAAAUAAUUCAUUCGUUGAUAUUUUACUAAUUUUAAUUAAUCGCCGCCCCGUAUCGUAUUUAACAAUGGAAACUUGAAUCGAGACAACAGGAUUUACGUUUACAAGCCUCCGUGUUCGUCAACUCGGAGGAUCUUGAGUGCGUUUCACAAGAUCAUAGUAGGAAAUUUAGCUUUUUAUUAAAUAAUUAUAAUAAGUGUGAUAUGAUGUACUUACAAUCAAGAAACUGGAUAUGGUUGUUUGCCAGUAUAUUACUUUUUGUAGCACUAUGUUCAGCCUCGUCGUCUUUUCAGACUGAUAGUGAUUUAGUAUUUGAAGAUGUUGAUCAAGAUGACCAUCAUAUUAUAAAUAAUGAUUCACACAACAAGUGGUCAACAAAAAUGUUGAAUUUUGUUCAUGAAACUACCCGUAGAAUGAAACGAGGACUCUUCGACAUUUUUGAUAUUGAUUCUUCGAAAACGACAUUAGAACCAGAAUCAUCUUCAUUGUUAAUAAGUGAUGCACAAUCUACAGAUGAUGUUACUACUACUACAACUACUACCACAACUACUACAACUGAAUCACCUACGAAUAGUCAACGAGGUGAUACUUCGUUAGAUGAUGAAGAUACUAGUGUAAAUUCUGGCGAUGGAGAAAGUUCUGGGGAUGGACCAGAUAUUGAAGAAAAUCGUAAUCUUGAAAUUAAAACUUCGACUUCAACUAGCAGACCAAUUACGACCACAACUAUUGCUGCAACAACACUCAGUAUAAUACCAACCACACAUUUAACAACUACUAUUACUCCAGAAACUACAAUUGAUCCAUUUGGACCAUCUCAAGUUUUGAUUAUUUAUCGAGUAUAUAUGACAGUCAAUGAACCUUAUAACAAGGAUUAUACUAAUCCAACAAGCCAAAAUUUUAAUUUAUUAGCAAAUAACAUAAGCGUUUCAAUGUCUAAGGCGCUUCAAAAUCUAACUAAUGAAAAUAUGCAACCUAGAGUGGUAGCAAUUGAGCCUAUUGCAGAUGAUAGUUUCUUUGUGAAGGUAUCCGUCGAUCUUGAAGCUUCCGAUCGAAUUCCUCAAGAAACAUUAGAGACCUUCAUUAAAUAUUUCAUCGAUAAUUCGAGAGAGUACAAUCCUAGUAACCCAAUCACAAUUGAUAGUCGAGACUUCCGUAUGGUCAAAGAGUACGUUGGUUCAAAACGUAGAUGCUAUCCGGGUGAAAUUUAUUGUAAUCAGACUGACUCUUGUCUACCACGAGAAACGGUAUGUAAUGGUAAAUUUGAUUGUCUUGAUGGAUCCGAUGAACAAAAUUGCAUAACGAUCCCCAGAGUGGUCAAUGUAAAAAAUACAAAAACAUUUUCAUUUAGCUGCCCAUAUGAUCAAUUUCAAUGUGAUGAUACAAGAUGUAUUCCUAACUCAAGACGAUGCGAUGGUACUGAAGAUUGUUACGAUCAUACCGACGAACUCUAUUGUCGCCGUAAAGAAUGCACAGCAAGAGAAUUCAAAUGUCACAGUUCAAAAACAUGUAUAAGCAAAAAUCUUCAGUGCAAUGGUAUCUAUAAUUGCCAGGAUCUUUCAGAUGAACUUAACUGUAGCAAUGAAUGUCAGACUAACCAAUUUCAAUGUCGAAGUGACCGGCGAUGUAUUGAAAACAGGCAGAGAUGUGAUCGAUAUUCCGACUGUAGUGACAAUUCUGACGAAGAAGACUGCGAUAAUAACUGUGGUAAUGAAGAGUUCCAAUGUCACGAUGGAAAAUGUUUAAACAUUGACAAAAGAUGUAAUGGAAAAGUUGAAUGUAAUGGAGGUGAAGAUGAAGCAAAUUGUGAAUUGCCUGUUGAUCCAAACUUAGACCCCACGCUAAUUGCACCAUGUGGCGAAUCAGAUUUUACAUGUAAUGACAAGAGUUGCAUACCCCUAUCGAGGGCUUGUAACGGUCGGGCGGAUUGUCCAGAAGCGGAAGACGAACAAAAUUGCUCAAACGACAUCACUGAACCAUCUACGCCUUCUUGGUGGACCACAACAUCCACACCACCAGUCAGAAAGCCUCUACCACCUGUAAUUCCUUGUUUGUCCAAUGAAUUUCAAUGCCAUGAUGGCAAAUGUGUGAACAGCAAUUAUCGCUGUGAUGGUAUUACCGACUGUAAUGAUAAAAGUGAUGAAUUGAAUUGCAGGCCAACUACUUCAACUACUACUACCUUGCGUCCACUUCCGCCAGUAACUAAUUCCAGUAUUUUCACACGUCCCUCGUAUCCUACAGAAUCAUCUUUAUACGUAACAUGCAAUUGGAAUGAAUUUGCCUGUCGAAAUAGAAAACAAUGUAUUCCAAGAGCGGCACAAUGCAAUAAUAGAAUUGAUUGUUACGACUAUUCAGACGAAGAAAAUUGCAAUACAGCUGCUGAAGGACUGAACUUGAAAACUUACCCCAAUGAACAGUCAAUUAAAGAAAACAGAGAAGUAGUGUUCCAAUGUAGAGACGAAGGUAUUUUAAGGGCUCCUGUUCGAUGGACUCGUGGAAACGGUCAGUUCUUACCACCUGGAUCCAGAGAUAUUAAUGGCCGACUUGAAAUGCCUAACAUUAAGGUUGAACAUAGUGGCACAUACAUAUGUGAAGCAGUUGGUUUUGCCGCCUCAGAUUCUGGCGCACGCGUAUCUGUGUACCUCAACGUAGAACCAUGGGUUGAUCCAACUUCUGCGCCAUUACCAGCUUGUGGUAUUAAUGAAGCUACAUGUACAAACAGAGAAUGUAUACCAAAAAAUAAAGUUUGCGAUGGCCAUGCUGAUUGUUCAGAUGGAUCAGAUGAAAACCGUUGCAGCAUGUUUGGCUGUCAACCAAAUGAGUUCCGUUGUAGUAAUAAAAAGUGUAUUUUAAAAACUUGGGUCUGCGAUGGUCAAGAUGAUUGUGGUGAUAACUUUGAUGAACUAAAUUGCAAUCAAAGAAGAAAUGGUUCUAGAUGUUUGAUCAGUGAAUUUGAAUGCCGAGAUAAGCAAUGUAUUCCUAGUUCAUUUCAAUGUGAUUCUCAACCUGAUUGUAAUGAUGGAAGUGAUGAGUUUGGAUGUCGACCAGUACAAUUCCAAACUCCACCAAAACCAUUAGUAACUUUGGAUAUAGGUUCAGAAUUUAUUAUAACUUGUAGAGCAAUCGGAGUUCCAGUUCCAGAAAUAUCAUGGAGGCUUAACUGGGGACACGUACCAUCUAAAUGUGUGAUGACCAGUGUCGAUGGUUAUGGUACACUUAAAUGUCCUGAUAUUCAAGAAGCAGAUCAAGGCGCUUAUAGUUGUGAAGGUAUUAACAUUCAUGGUUCAGAAAUAGCAGUUCCGGAUACAAUUUUGGUAGUAAAACCAAUUGGAAAACCAACCUCAUGUUCAACAGGAACAUUUAAUGAUAUUGCAUUAUCAAAACAAGACUGUGUCAAUUGUUUCUGCUUCGGAAUAACAUCAAAUUGUAGAAGUUCAAAACUUUUCAAAAUCCAAAAUAAACCAACUAUAAAUUUAUUCCGAUUACUCAGCGUCCAUGUCGAACCAACAACCUUAAAAGUAGAUAUAAAAACUGAUGGUCCAACUUUACAAAUUAAUUCAAAUCGAAAUGAAGUUUUGCAAGUGUUUUCUGUUAGCGACACCAGUGCCGAAAAUACACAUCCAUAUUUCAGAUUUCCAGAAAAUUAUUUAGGAAACCAACUAAAAUCAUAUGGUGGAUUUAUAUCAUAUACUAUUAGAUACGAAGGAGAAGGAGAAUAUCUCAAGUUUUUUGUUCCUGAUUUGAUAUUGAUGGGUAAUGGUCAUACACUCGUAUACUUUGCACCAGAAAUACAAAAAGGUGUUAACACAGUAAUAUCUGUAAGUUUAACAGCAAACAAUUUGCAAAAAGUAACGAAUGACUAUUCAAGAGUAACUCCUGCAACAAGAGAAGAUAUAAUGAUGGUUCUAGCAAAUAUCGAUCAUAUAUUAAUAAAAGGUCAAUAUAUGACGCAACAAACGGAAAUAAAUAUUGAAAAUGUUAAAAUGGACUCGGCUCAAACUCAAUUUUAUUCAAGCGAUCGUGUAGUUCUUAUUGAAGAAUGCCAAUGCCCAGCUGGUUACACUGGACUGUCUUGUGAGAGUUGUGCACCAGGUUAUGUUCGUGUUCAACAAGGUUCAUGGUUAGGACAAUGUGUGAAAGAAGAACCUGUGUGCUCUACAGGAACCUAUGGAGAUCCACUAAGAGGCAUUCCUUGUAGACUUUGUCCUUGUCCAUUAACUUCACCAGGCAAUCAAUUCGGUAGAAAUUGUUAUUUAGAUACUGAUGGUUCUCCUACUUGUAAUUGUAUUGAUGGAUAUGUUGGACGCAGAUGUGAACAGUGUGCUAUUGGCUACUCUGGAAAUCCAUUAAUACCAGGAGACAGCUGUAAAGCGGGCAUAUGUGAUAAUGCUGGAUCAUUAUCUCCAUUUCCUGAUGCAAGUACUGGACAAUGCGUAUGUAAGGAAUAUGCAACUGGUGAUCAAUGUAAACAAUGUAAGUCUAACACAUUCAAUUUGUCACCUAGUAAUCAAUUCGGGUGUAUAAGUUGCUUCUGUAUGGGUAUAACCAAUCAAUGCUCUAGUUCUAGACUUUAUAGACAACAGAUAAGUACAUCUUUAUCGAGAAGUAAUACAGAAGUUAUACUAGUCGAACGUGGGAAAUACUGGAUUCCAUUACCAAGUCCAAUUAUUGAUGCUAAUGCUUCAGAAAUCAUUUACACUGACUUUGCACCAAACAGUCAAGACGUUUAUUAUUGGGUAUUACCACCACGUUUUCUUAGUGAUAAAAUUACAUCAUAUGGCGGUAUUCUUACUUAUACUUUAAGAUAUGUACCAGUACCCGGAGGCCAGUCAUCCAGAAAUAGCGCACCAGAUAUUGAACUAAUUAGUGAAAAUAAAAUCAGACUACUUCAUUACACUAGCGAAACAUACAUCGAACCAAAUACUAUGAAAACUAUGUCUGUAAAAUUUUUAGAACAAUACUGGCAACGACCAGAUGGUCAAGUAACCAACCGUGAACACUUAUUGAUGGCCUUAGCUAACCUCAAAUUUAUAUUGAUCAAAGCCUCCUACACCACUGGAACCAAAGAAGUGGCAUUCCGAAGGGCAACACUGGAUAUAGCUGAACCUACUAACACAGGUCAAAGUCGAGCGGUAGAAGUAGAAGAAUGUGUUUGUCCAGAAGGUUAUAAGGGCCUAUCAUGCGAAGAUUGUGACGUAGGGUACACUAGGAAUGGCGGUCAAGGUCUUUAUCUUGGAAUAUGUGAACCAUGUUCAUGUAAUGGAAAUUCAAAUCAUUGUGAUAAGGAUACUGGGACUUGUAUAGAUUGUCAAAAUCACUCAACUGGCGAACAAUGUGAAAAAUGUUUACCUGGAUAUGUUGGAAACCCAGAAAAGGGAGAACCAUGUGUACCUACUGCUCAAUUACCAGUUUGUGAAUGUGAUCAACGUGGAACUAUUUUACCUUGUCGAGAUGAAAAAUGUAUCUGUAAAACCAAUGUUGUUGGACCACGCUGUAACCACUGCAGACCUGGUACAUUUGACCUACAAGAUAAAUAUCCACAGGGUUGUUUAGAAUGCUUCUGUUCUGGUGCUACUCGUGACUGUUUCCCAUCAAAUUUCUUUACUACACAAAUCCCAAUGCCAUUGCUUGGACCAAAUCAUGGUUUCACUUUGACGGAUAGGGUGAGAAGUAAAUACAUAAAAACUGGAUUCAUAACCGAUUUAGCAAGAAAUGAAAUUGGAUAUGAUUACACACCUAAUCGUGGAGAGUCACUUUAUUGGUCAUUACCAUCUACAUUCACUGGGAAUAAAGUAACGUCGUACGGAGGUUUCUUAAACUGGACUCAACGAUACACUACACUUCCUGGAUCUAUUAUGCGUGAUGAUACUGAUGUUGUUUUGAUUGGGAAUGGUAUUUGGUUAUUUAAAACUAACGAUAAAAAAAUCCAGCCUGACGAACCAAUAAUAUUGAGUGCUCAUUUAAUAGAAACAGGAUGGCGUCGAUUAGUUUCGUCAGGCCCUCAGCCAGCAUCUAGAGCAGAUCUUAUGAAAGUAUUAUCGUCUAUUGAAGCUAUUCUAAUUAGAGCCAUUCAUGCAACUCAAACUGGCAGAACAUACCUCAGUGAUAUUAGCUUAGAUACUUCUAUUGAAUUUAGCACAACUAGUGAACAUGCUUCCGCUGUCGAAAUCUGUAGAUGUCCUAUUGGCUAUAGAGGAACUUCUUGUGAAACUUGUAGCUCAGGAUACUACAAGGAUUCUAAUGAAAAAUGUACAAGAUGUCCUUGCAACUCAAAUGAAGGAUCUUGUUUACUUGGUCCAGACUCAAGAGUUAUCUGUAACUGUUUACCUGGAUUUACUGGCAACGACUGCAAUAUUUUAGCACCUAGUAUAAAUGAAACAAAUUCGAGUAGUUUGACGUUGAUAUCAGGUAUUGAAUUGAAGCUUAUACCAACAAAUACUAUUGUGAAACCCGUAGGGUCUAUUGUUAAUUUUACAUGUAGCUAUAAAAGUGCUACGCCAAUGGAAAUACACAUUGAAGAACGAUACGCUGAUGAUGUGUCCAACACUGUCGUGUUGGACAACAAUCAGUACGGGCCUUACAAUAAUUUUACAAAUGGCGCUUCACGCGUUGUAUCAGUCCGUAUUAAGUCAUAUUUGACCAUGGUAAUAUGUAGCAUACGAAACAGUGAUGGGCUACAAUUAGGACAAAUUUCCACCAUUAUACGUCCAGAUAUUGGACAAUCAAUAGUACCACCAACAAGGCCGCCGUUACCGCUUCCAGAUAUUUAUGUUCAAGUAUCCGAACCUACAUUUGAAAUAGUGGAAAUUGGAGGUUCAGUGACCUUUGUUUGUAAAGCUCAAUCUCGUCGGUCAGCGUCGGUUAAUAUAACUUGGUCAAAAGAAAACGGCUAUCUUCCACUAAGACGUUCAAAAGAUUCCGGAACUGGCUCCUUACUACUAGUCAAUGUUGAACCAUCAGAUGCUGGAACUUAUGUAUGUACAGCAUCAGAUGGAUAUUCAUCAUUUUCAGAUAAAAAAAUCUUAAAUGUGAAACGACUCGAAGACAAAACUACUGAAAAUCCAUCUAACAUCUAUGUUUCAAUAUCUGGACCAUCCAUUGAAAACCUUGAAUUAGGAAGUACUGUGAGAUUAUACUGCACUGCAACAUCACAAAAGACUCAAGAACCUAUUACCAUUAAAUGGAGUAAAGAGGAUGGGGUUUUACCAUCAGAUAGAGCUAUCGACAAUGGCAAAGGAUUACUACAAAUAAUUAAUGUCAAUUAUUAUGAUUCAGGAAAUUUCGUUUGCACAGCUUCAAGUGGAUUUACAUCUGUUAGUUCAAAAAAAAAUAUUAUUGUUGGAGAAUUGCGUAAGGAUUUUCAUCCACCUGCUAAUAUACCGGCUAAACCUAGAGUUAUUAUCUCACCAAGAUAUUUAGAGUUAUAUAUUGGUCAACCAGCAGAGUUUAAAUGUCAGUCUACUGGAGGUUAUGUUCAGAUAGAGUGGUAUCGUGGAUUAAAUCAACCCUUCAACCCAUCUUAUACAUCCUCGGAUGGUAUAUUACGUAUUCCUGCUGUUCAACUAGCAGAUCAAGGCACAUAUUUCUGUAGAGCUACCAACAAUAAUAAUGAAACUGACUCUCAAAGAGUAUCAAUAAACAUAAUACGUACAGAUACAAGUACAAAUGGACCAAAUGAGUUAUUAGCACUUACAAUUAAUCCACCACAAUAUUCAGGACCAGGCGAUGAAGUACGUUUUCAAUGUACAAUUUCAGAUGAAACACAAUAUGUAUUAAAAUGGAGUAGACCUGGUGAUCAACCUUUACCCUAUGGAUCUGCACAGACAGGCGGGGAAUUAAUCUUACGUAAUCUCCGACAAAACGAUGCUGGAGCAUACAUAUGCUCAGCAAUUUCAUUACGAACCGGUGCUAUAGAAUCUGAAAUUGAAGCCUCAGUUUAUGUAUUAAAAUCUAGAAAUCCACCAAACUUGCGAAUUGAUCCAGAAAAACAAAUGGUUGCACAAGGUACUUCUGCUGAGUUCCGGUGCUUCUCUACUUCUGAUCCUAACAUCAAAAUAGAAUGGAUUAAAAUUCAUGAAGAAUUGCCGUCUUACGCUCAAAUUAUCGGAUCGUCUCUAAAAAUUCCAUCUGCACAAAUUAAAGAUCGUGGUAUAUACAUGUGCAAAGCAUCAAAUGAAGCUGGAGCAGCACAAGCAUCUGCUGUCCUCGAUAUUGAACGAAGAGAACCCCCUGUUAUCGAAUUAUACCCAAACUCUAAGCAAACAGUAACUAUUGGUGAAAACGUUUUGUUUCAAUGUCGCGUCACUGGUGGUAUACCGACACCUGAAGUAAAAUGGACUAGACGAAACGGUCAAAGCUUACCCAGUCAAGCAGAAAUUAUACAAGGUGGAGUUUUAAGAUUUAUUGGAAUGGAAGCUUCGAGUGCAGGAGAAUACAUAUGCGAAGCCUCUAAUAACGCUGGCAUGACUUCAGCAACAGCCGUUCUAGAAGUACAGUCUGAACCAAAAAUUAUUUUAAUGCCAUCAAGUGAAGUUACGAUGAUGCCAGGAAAACCUAUAAGACUGGAGUGUUUGGCCACAGGAAGCCCACCGCCAAGUGUCACGUGGACAAAAUUAGAUCCAGUUACUUUUUCAGCGCCUAGAUCUUCUGUACCUAUACAAGUGAAUAAUGCCGUUUAUGAAAUAAAAAGUGCACAACUAUCAGAUUCUGGUAUAUACUCUUGUAUAGCUCAAAACAAUGCUGGUACUACCGAAGAACGUUUACAACUUACUAUUUCUGAAGACUAUAAUGGUAUAACAGAAGGUAAUGGACCCAAAGGCCCAGAUAGAGGAGAUAUACCUCCCAUUGAAGACCCUUCAAUUCCUCCUUACACAAAACCGGAUGAAGACCUUGUAUAUGUUGUUGGAACCAGAGCAGUUUUAACUUGUAAUGCUGGAACAUCUAGGGAUCGUAUAACUUUAACAUGGGAAAGAGAUGAUGGAGUUCCGUUGCCAGAAGAACAUGAUAGAUACGAUAAUAUUCUCGUAUUAAGAAACGUACAAAAAUCAGAUCAAGGCCAGUAUAACUGUAUUGGUAUAGCAACAGGCGGAGGUGGUAUUGUCUUUAGAAGACCAGUAUUACUGAAAAUUGUUGAACCACCGAGAAUUAUUUUAAAUCCGACGAGACAAAUAGUAAAACGUGGAGAUAACGCUCAGAUUAUUUGUAGUGCUGAAGGUGAUCAACCAAUUUCUAUUACUUGGUCAAGACUAUCAAGUCAAAAUUUACCACCAACCGUACAAACAAGUGGACAAUAUCUUAGGUUCAACGGUAUCACAGAACAAGAUGCUGGUAGAUAUUUGUGUACUGCUAUUAAUGAUUUUGGUAGUGCUGAAUCUGUUGCUGAAGUUUUAGUUAACGAUCACUCAAGAGAUAUUCCAGCUCAACUCAUCAAGGCUUCUGAACAUAAUCAAAAAGCCUAUGAAGGAACUUCCAUUCACCUUCGAUGUACUGUUCCACAAUCAUACGAACAAUACACAGUAAAAUGGAAUCGUUACCGAUCACCUCUACCAAGCGAAAGUCAAAUGUUUGGAAAUACUUUAGUUUUGACGAACUUAAAAUAUGAAGAUACUGAUCGAUAUGUAUGCACAGUUGAAACUCCAAAUGGCGUUGGAAAAGACUAUAUAGAUUUACAAGUGCUCCGAUCUUGUCUACCUGAUGAGUUCCAGUGUAAGGAUGGCGUUUGCAUUCUUUUGUCACAAUACUGCAAUGGUAUACAAGACUGUUCCGACAACUCGGACGAAGAAGAAUCAUGUUCCCAGAACAGUACUAGAAUCGGUCGCAACUCUGGUCUUUACAUCAAGCCUAGCCAAUCUCCUGUACAUAUUGGUGACACGCUCAAUCUUGAAUGUGUCUCGCCAAAUAGUGUUCCCCCCAGAGAAUAUAGUGAAAUAACGUGGGCUAAAGUCAAUGACGACAUGGAACAGAACGUUGAAAAUAUGGGCUCAACAAUAAGAAUUGUCAACGUAAAAACCGGAAAUAGUGGAACAUACAGAUGUACUAGACGUGAUCUGAAUAAUAACAUUGAAACUGAAGACUACGAGUUGGUGGUUUCGCAACAAUCCUCUGACGGUGGUGUGGUUAAUACAAUAGCUCAUACCAACUACGCACCAUAUGGUAGAUCAGUAGUUGUUGAGUGUAAUACAGAUCUUACAUCCCCGGUAGAAUAUUCUUGGUCUAAAUUUGGACCUCAAAUGGAACCUAUUUAUGACAAGAGAAACUUGACUAUGUACAACGUAACAGAAAAAAGUGCUGGGUUAUAUCUCUGUACAGCAUCUAAUGAUAAUGUUAGGAUAGACGUACCGGUUGUACUUGUUGUAACCGGUAUUGUACCUGCAUUCCGUGGCAGUGACAGUUAUUUGGCAUUUCCAACCUUAUUAAAUACUUAUUUAGAAUUUAAUCUAGAGGUACAUUUUAAACCCGAGCAAGGCGAUGGUUUGAUUUUAUAUAAUGGUCAAAAAUCUGGCGGUGGUGGUGACUUUUUCUCAUUCGGUCUGAAUAAUGGUGUACCCGAAUUCCGAUUCGAUGUUGGAUCUGGUGCAGCAAUUAUAAGAGCAUCCCAAUCAGUAACCAUUGGUGAAUGGCAUACUGCUCAGCUUAGUCGAUCAAAGAAACACGGUACUAUGUAUAUUGACGGUCGUGGACCUUACCAAGGAAGCAGCCCUGGAACAUUCCAGGGAAUGGACUUAUCACAACUUCUUUACAUCGGUGGUGUACCUGACUUCUCAACUAUUCACAAGGAAACUGGGUUCCAUUCAGGAUUCGUCGGUUGUAUUAGUGCUUUUAAAUCAGAAAAACGUGUUUACAAUUUGAUGAAAGAUUCAGUAGAUAAAAAUAGUCUUGGCACAUGCGAUGUUUGCUCCAAUAAUCGUUGCUUAAAUCAAGGUAUAUGUCAAGAAGCUCAAGAAACCAAUCAAGCAUAUUCAUGCAUUUGUCAACCAGGAUUUACUGGUGAAUAUUGUGAAUACACUCGUGAAAUCUGUACACCAGGCAUUUGUGGACUCGGAGAGUGUUUGUCUGGUCAAGAUGAAAUUGAAUGCAAAUGUAAAAUUGGCACAAUUGGAAAAAGAUGUGAACGCAGUGUCGAAGUUGUCGAACCAUAUUUUUCCGGUUCGUCAUACUUAGCUUACCAAGCUCCAACAUCACAAGAAAAGUUAAAUGUCACAUUAAAAAUUAAUCCAGCAACUCUUGACGAUGGUGUAAUUCUAUACGCUGCUCAGAAUGUCCAGGGAAUAGGACAAUAUAUGGCUGUUACUCUUAAAAAUCAACAAAUAGAAUUCCGUUAUACUGUCAGUGGUAUAACAUCAAUGAUACGCAGUGCCCAACUAUUAGAAGUAGGACAAUGGUACACAGUAACAAUAACUCGUAACUCAAUAACUCAGGAAAGUAAAUUAUUUGUCAAUAAUGAAACACCAAUCAGAUCUAUUGAAAACGGAAAUAUGUUACCUCUUGAAUUAAAAACUCAUCUAUUUAUUGGUGGUUACGAUUCACACAAAGUAAAAAUUUCUCCUCAAGUAGAAGUCAAUACCAACUUCAAAGGUUGUAUUAAAAUGGUUGAAAUUUCUCGAAUGGACAUAGACAUAAUUAAUUCAGCCGUCGAUUCUGCCAACAUUGAGGAUUGUUCUUCAAUUCGAGGAGAUGCUUGUUUAAACAAUCGUUGUAGAAACCCAGCACUUUGCCGCUCUAAAACUAAAUAUUUUGAUUACACUUGUCAAUGUGAAGAAGGAUUUAGUGGUCCAAGAUGUGAUGUCGACGCAAAUUUAUGUUCCAUACUAAACCCAUGUCACAACGGCGGUAUGUGCACUGACAUCAAUGCCAACUCAUACAGAUGUGACUGCCUUCUUGGAUACUCUGGACCUACUUGCGAUGAAAGGAUCACAUUAGACUCUACUGCUAAUUUUACUAGCAACAGUUAUCUUCAAUUAGACAAAUCACUUUUGGAAAAAUAUAAAGGAGAACAUUCUAUAGCAUUGUCAUUUACCACAGAAUCUGCCAACGGGUUACUUUACUGGCAAGGAGAAGAGCCUAACGACAGAGGAAUUAUUGAAAAUUAUAUAUCUAUUUCAGUGGUCAAUGGUUACGUUGAAUUUAACCGCAAAGUAAAUGGUAUAUUAGCACCUACAACAUCAAUUCGAUCAAUAAGCCAUCAUGUAAAUGACAACGAACCACAUUUAGUAAUGGUGAGAGGUAAUGGCGUUGAAUGGUCUAUAGAAUUAGACAGACAAACAACAGAAACUGAAAAGGAUCAUAGCGACGGACUGGAAAAACUUUUAAAUUCUGCAGAAUUAAUAUACAUUGGUGGAUUACCAGAAGCUUUAUCUUCAUUGAGUGUUCAUCAAGUACGAGGAUUUGAAGGAUGUAUCAGCGAUGUGAGAAUACAAGAGUCUGGAUAUGUCAAUCUCGGACAGAAAGCAGUAGCGGGUAAAAAUGUCGCCUCGUGUAACAGAAGUGACACCAGCAAUCUCAUUCUCAAGAAAAAAUAAGCAAUACUUCAACGUCACAGCCUCCUGCAGUUACUGCUUAAAAAAUACCAUUUUAUCAUAAAAUUUAUACAUUAUUGAUUUAAGAAAUCAAUCAGUUGUUUUAUUAAUUUGUUAAAAAAUUGCUUUCACUUAUUUUAGUAUUUUAAUGUCUAGCUCUAAAUCAUAGAUGUAAGAAUAAGCCUAUUAAUAUUAAUACUUAUCGCUAGCUAUAUAUUUGUCUGCUAUAUUAUGUACUAAUGUUAGUUUUUUUAUUAUUUUUAAUUUUUCAAAGUGUAUCACUGUCAAACUCGUAUUAAAUUUGCACCUAAAAAUAAUGACUUACUUUAUUUAAAAUAAAUCUAAUUUACCUCAUGUUUAGAAACUUAUUUAUAAAUAAAAUUUACACGUAGUAAUUUAAAUUAACCAAAAAUGUGUUCGUAAGACUCAGCAUCAAAUAUAUUUAAGAACUUAACUAUUAUGUAUUUUACUUUAAGCAACUAUGCGUUUAAUCGGUAAGAAUUGUACUUGCGUAAUUUACCAAUUUAUAUUUAAAUUACAAAAAAUAAAAUGAUAAUUAAAUAAUUA